Molecule: messenger RNA, 4955 nt
Organism: Xyrichtys novacula (pearly razorfish)
Lineage: Eukaryota; Metazoa; Chordata; Actinopteri; Labriformes; Labridae
Source: the annotation of a GenBank genome assembly
AUGGGGAAUGGCUCUCAUGGAAAAAAUGUCAAAGCUUUCAGCUCAGGAUACGAUCUUCGUCUACAAGGUAAAAAUACAACAACUGGAGUUAUUUGUUUUAUUUUAAGUGUAGCACCGGCCGAGGAAGCAUCUGUGCUUUUGUGGGAGUGUGUGAGAAUGAGUGUGUGUGAGUGAGUGGGUGUACAAAAAAGGGAGCAAGAGAGUGUUUUACUACUGAGUCUUUGGUGGUGUGUGAAAAUAUUUUAGUCUUAAAUUAUUCUUGCUUCUAUACACAUAUUUACUUUUAUUUUAUGUCAUUUUGAAAGUGUUAAUGUGCUGUGAGGUUUGGUGAGUUUUAAUCCAACUUGGGCAGUGUAUCUUUGCACUCUAUUAGAAGGUAAAACUGGUUAUUUAUGGGUUUAAGGAUUUGAUGGUGAAUUAAAGUUUAAUUUGUGUUACACCAUAUUUUUAAAAUCUAUGUUUAAUGUUUUUUGUUAAUUAUUUGUAGUGACUGAUGUGAUUCUGUUAACAUUUUUGUAAAAAAGAAAAAAAACACAGAAGUCACCAAGCUGCAAAAAUGACAGAUAAUGCUUUUUUUUCCUUUCUUUUUCUUAAUGUCUCCCCUAUUUUUUAUUUUAUGUCACGUAAAAACGUCUUGUCACUGUGACUGAUGUGCGCCAGCAGCACAGCCCUAAUCCCAGGCCAGACGCCCUUUGACCUGCACCAACUUUACUAUACAUGUGUCUCAGUCUUUGUCAUCUUCAACUGUGAAACCCAAAGUCAAGUUCUCAUCUCAGCAUCUCUCUGAUUCUACAUCAGCUGCAGACACAGGAAGACACCUGUGGGAGCCCUUUAAAGUUGGAUUGGUGUGUGUUUGUGUAUGUGUGUGUAUGUGAGAGAGAGAGAUUAAGGAGUGGGGUUCUGGUCCUGAAGUGUGCAGGUGGGUAACUUCAGCUCAGUCGUAUACCCCCACCCAGAGCCCGGCCCAUUGUCCCAGUGUGUGGGCCUUUGUGUGGAGGGCCAUUGUGAGGGGCCGGGGCCGGUCACUGUUGUGUCUGGAGCUUCUCUCCUCAGACAAAGAGGCCGUCUACGAGCCUCCACCCUGCCCAAACAACACACUGACUGACUGACUGACUGACUGACUGACUGACUGACUGACUGAGUCUGCAUCUCGCUGUCAGUCUGACUGACUUAAUGGCUGAGCAGGUGUCUGUCUGGUUGACUUAUUAAUUGGAUGAAGUCAGAGAAGGAGGACACAGAGUGUGUUCCAGCAGAUCUUCAAAACCCCAAGUUAAAAAAAAAUAAGGAGGUUUCAGUGCUCUUUGAAAUUUUAAACAACAAAAAGGCAUUCAACACAUUCUUUCAAAAUGCAUAUUUUUUUGAAAUAUUUUUAAAUCUACACGAGAUAAUUUUUUUUUACAAUUACACUGCUGCUCAGAAUCCAGAGAUGUUUUUAAGUUUGACCUAUGAAUAAAGACACCCUGGAAAUUAUCCAACCACAGCACUUUGAAAUGUCAGGAAUGCUCCUGAUAUUUUACAAAGCUGUGAUAUCCAUCUGAACUCCAUAAUACGAGCACUUUGAGACGGCCAGAAUAUGGUGUUAAUAUUUUUUUCCUGAUAUGACUGAUGUCAUAUUUUAAAAAUGAGUCACUAUAAUUCAAGAUAUGACACAGAGGCAUAUUUGAAUAUUUUAUUUAAUAUGUACAAAACAUCCACACUCACUAUAUUAUGUGAGAGAAAUUAUUCUUGGUUUUGGUCCUGAUAUUAAGCAUAUUGAUAGAUCUCUAUAUAUUCUACAUUGUAGAGGAAAACCCCAGUGUUGCAGUUUGGGGUUUUUGAGUCAUUUGUAGCUAAAAAAAAUAUUUCACAAAGUUUGAAGAGACAAUUCAUCAAAGAGUGCACACUGUUGAUAUCAUCAUUACAGUCAUUUUACGACAAUCCAAAAAGGUUUGAUUCAGAAAAGUGUAAAUCCGGCCUGAAUUGCUGAUGCUGAUUGUUGUGUGUGAGUGUGAGUGUGUGAGAGUGUGUGAGUGUGUGAGAGAGAGGGAGAGCCAGAGUGAGAGCACUGCAUGGCUGCAGGGGGAUACCCAUGCUAUGGUGGUAAAUUCUUUAAAAAUCGUAUUUUUAUUCUUGAAUGAGCACAUGACUGUAAUGUGAAAGAUGUAAAUUAACAACCUGUCAUUAGUGGAGUUAACCGUGUGUGUUUUCUUAUUUCUCCAGGCAGUGGAAAGUUCAAACUCAAGACAGGGAUUUAAUUUUUUACACACAGUGACUAAGAAGUGUGAUGUUGUUGUAAAAGUCAGUUUAUGUUGUUUAUGAAUUGUGUGUAAUUUACAAAUUUUUGUUGAUUUUUUCGCCUAAUUUUUAGUGUUAUUUUUUUGCAUGCAUACAAUCUUAUAAUCAUUUCAGUCUAAGCUUUGAAAAAGUGGCUCACUCUGGAGAACUGCUGACAAACUCCUUUUACACAGCUGUCUAACAGGGUGGCGUGUUUCGGCCUGACUUUAACCGUUUGUUAGUCUGACAUAUAAAAACAGCUCCUGCCAUCAUUAUCUAAGAGGUCACUGAUGAGUCUAAACUGCGUGACCCCUGUGGUGCAUAUCUGUGCAUGACAAACACCUUUUUUGUUUCAGCAGCAGCACCAGUCCCCGAAAGCAUUCCUGCAACACUCCAUCACAGCCACCCAAACAAAACCACGGAGGGAACUCGAGGAAAUUCCAGUGAGCCGCUCAAUCAGAGACUGUGGAAGGCCUCGUCGGCCUGCGAACAUCUCGCAUGUGCCAAGAAUUCACACUUCCUCGCUAUAUCAACAGAAACAGGUUAUCUUUUCCUGUUAACCGCCUGCCACUUAAUAUAAAGUCACAAGUUCCUCCCCGUGUUUCCUGCCCAGACCACAACCCACGUCAUCGAGCUAUUCCCCUGGCACCGCAGGCUCUGAAUGAGGGGAAAGCAAGUGCCCACAAACAAACACCUAACAUCCCUCUUUCUCUUUCUCUCUCUGUCUCUUUCUCAUUUUUUUUUCAUCUCUUGGAGCAGGCCAAAUCUGAUCUAAAUCGCUGUAUUUUUUCCGUUACUCUGACUGUUUCGGUCUGCCUGAGAUGUAGGUGGAGCUUGCUUGUUUUUUUUUUUUUUUGGAGCAGUUCAGUUGAACUCGGCUCGCCAAGAAAGCUGUAUCAAUACAGGAAAAGUAUUUCAUUGAAAAGCUCUGACGUCACAUUGGUUUUUGAAACGCUGCGGUUCAUGUGAGAAGAGUGUGAGAGUUUUAGGAUGAGUGACAGGCAGACAGGAGGGGGAAGGGAAGUCAGGGAGAUGCUGCAGAGCAUCGAAUGACAGAUGUGCAGAUGUGCGUCCGUGGUGCGUUUUUUCAGGGAAGAAAAGUGAGGGUUGGGGUGGAGGGGGGUUGGUGGUGGUGGUGGUAAUGCUCAUUAAAGCAGCGCACCUGCAGCCUAUCAAAGAGCCUUUAUCUUUUAUCAAGCAAAUCUGCUCAAGCACGCAGCGCGAGACGUGAAAACAGGCAGGCUGUGCUGCACGCUCACCCUGACUCUCUCUUUUCUUUCUUUCUCUCUCUUGACCAGUGGAUGGUACCUGGCCCAGUAAUCCCAUCAGGAAUGUCGGAGGAUGCGUUCAGAUGCAUUUGGCUGAGAAAGCAGGGCAGCACUUCCAACUGAAACAUCUGUACAGGUCAGAAGAGAAACUUUUUUUUUUUUUUUGUGGAGAUUUCAUUCAAUUUAACGGGGCAAGCAUUUAAAUCUCUCUCUGUAUAUGUAGAUACACUGUGUUUGAAUGUCUAAUUAGCAUGAGCAAUACUGCUGUCCACUAUGGGCUGUUUCAUGUGUGGUAGUCUUCUCAUAGAAGGCGCAGUCUUGUGUAAUAUUCCUUUAAUCAUUAUUAUUACAAACUGCUAUUACGUAGCACAUCAUUGCAAAUAUGUGGUAGGAUAUAAUCGAAUUACAUGACUGGUGCAACUGAUGUGUAAUAACAUAACUCUUCAUAAAACCAAGAUCAUGUGAUUAAGACACUUUUUAAUGGACAGCUGUUUUAAAUAUGAAACUGCCUUGGUUUUUGUUGUUUUUUUUUCUUUUGUGAAUUUUCAGACACUUCUAUUGAUGUCACCACGUAUUCUAAAAUUUAUUUUCAUCUGUCCUUCGGCUGCCGCGAUUUUUCCAUUAAUCGAUUAAAGUUCAACCGGCAAAAUGGUUUACAACUUUUUUAGUAAUCGACGUAAUCGUUUUUGUUUUUUUGCUUUGUUUUUCUCUCAAAAGUGCCUCGGUUUCCUCCACUCAUAGUCUCGGCUGUGUGUGCCUCCUGGACGCACAUGUGCAUAUUUUUUUAACCUUUAUUUAACCAGUUUUGUCCCAAUGAGAUUAAAAAUGCUAAUGCAAAAAUUAAAAAUAUACGAUCUGAGUAUUCGACUAAUCAACAAAAUAAUCGUUGUCAUGACGAUUAUCUGAUUAAUCAUCUCUGGCAGCCCUAAUCUGUCCUUGUUUUUGUCCGUUAUCAAGCUACUGAUUUGUACUUCUUUGAAAUUACUGCAGAGCUGUAUGGUGCAACACUUCCCCCCACCACCGAUAAACGACUACAGAUACUGCAAAAAAAAAAGUCAGUUCUCUAACCGACCCUCUUUUGGACAUCUACAGUCAUCUAAGGCCAAUUACAGUAUUUAUCACAGUGCAUAUAAUUUACAGUGUGAUAGCAACAAAAUGUAGAUUAUGUCUUCUUUCUGCAAAUAUAUAACUAAGGCCCAAAUGUAGAAGCCUGAGUGCUGUAUGCCGAGGAUCACAGAUAUGGAGUUAAACAACAAACUAAAAAUGUCACUUUCUUUUAAGAAGAACAUAAAGGAGCAGGUGUUGCUGCUGUGUGUACUAUCAGGUUUUCUUAUUUUGUGUUUUUGUGCUAAAUGAACUUUUCUUUUUCAUGUUUUCUUAUGCAGGAAUAUCAGAGGGCCUGAAAUGCUUUUUGGUGCCACUGGUGAGAUAUGA